UACCAAGGGUUGUGUACGGUCGUACACAUCGCACGACAGGUGCAUCUCUCGCGUGGCAGCCGUAUUAUGUUGUUAUCAAUAUAGCUCAGCGUGUAGAGACGCUGGCUUGCGAAAAUAAUCAAUUAUCUGCUGUGCUGUAGCCAAGACGAUAUAGUACUUUGAUUUCUUGGACACAUAUUAGCAUUUUGUUGAUAAUUACCUCAAGAUGUCGUCACAGGACGUUAUCAAGAGCACGGCGAAGAAGUUAAAAUAUUAUAUGGAGGUGAAACGUUUGGAGGAUGCAUUUGAUCUGUCAGGACCAGACAAACCACAAAGACAUUAUCCUACUCUCAAACCGAGACCCACACUCCUGUACGAUGGUCUUCAUGAUCGAUCGUUGAAGCACUAUUUCAAGAGCCCUGAGGUCAAGAAACACAUGACCCAGAUGAGACCCAGGUCAAGUGCAAUGGCCAGUGAAGACAAAGUCAGGCGAGAUGUAGACAAGUACAUGACCAAAACACAGUACACGAACCCAUAUUCUACCAUCGUCAGACCAAAGGCUACUGCUCCUAAAAAGAGGCGGAGUAACUUUCGUGGCGGCCCUCUCAUGUUAAGGUCUAAACAUGGACCCUACCUCUCUAAGGGAGAAACAGAGAGAUUGGUGAACACUGCCACAAAACUCCUUGUUGCAUCAGAAACCAUUCCAAUUGAGAAUGGAAAGAAGAACAGGAAGUAUUCAGCGAGGGUAUAUUCCACAAGAGAGAUGGGUCCUGGGGGUAGUCUACCAAUCAUCGAAUCAUCAGCUACAUAUCCACCAAGGAGGCCCGACAGGCCCAGGUCUACCUAUGGCAUCAGACCUAAGUCUGCAAUGGCCAUUGAAGAGAGGCCCAAGACCUCAAGAGGAAUCAGGCCCAAGUCUGCAGUGUACAAUCCCAGUACUAAGCGAUAUGGAUAUGACCAGUAUGGGCAGAGGAUCCGUAUCAGGCCUACCCCGCCCCCUAACCACUACGAGGCAUCUGAAUCAGAGACUGAAGACGAUAUAUCAGAAGAUGCCCCAACCAAUAUACUGGUCCCAGUCAGGAGUGGUGCCUCACAGACCCCAGAAUGGCUCAAUAUCCAGAUGUCUAAAGUUGAUAUGGCCGGUGGAGACAUGCAGUUGGUUGAUGCUGAUAUGAUGGAAGAAGAAGAAGAGGAAGAUGAUGAUAGCAUCUAUCAAGAACCAACGAUCCUUCAAAACGACAUGGCACUGGUCAGCUAUGACAACACCACACAGACCGGUGUGGAAACAUCCAUGCAAACAGUAGAACGCGACAACACUCAAGAAACUCAAACGCGGCGUGCCAACACCGUCGAGGCACUAACAGACCCAUGGCAGGCAGAGAUCUCCAUGCAGACCGAACCUCCUCCAAUCACCUCGAGCACUCAGACUGUCGCUCCUCCUCCAGAAAUGAGCACACAAACUCUUCCCCCACCCCCUGAGAUAUCAACUCAAACGGUCGCCCCCUGUCCGGAAAUCAGCACGCAGACCCCCGCCGUGGGGCCGGCCAUGUCCACCCAAACCCUCCCUGAAAUGAGCACACAAACAAUACCAGCAGCAAUCAGCACACAAACGGAUGAACCGCCUCUGGAGAUCUCCACCCAGAUAACCCCCGACCCCACCCCUUCUCCUUCGGAAGAAGAGGAGGAGGAACUGGACGAUUAUGAUCACUUGCGGCAUGGUCCACGAUUAAAAUCAGGAAAGAGAACUGUAUAUGAAAUGGCCAUUCAUACUGGUAAUAGACUGGGUGCAAGCACAAGAGCCGAUGUGCAUAUUAUACUUUAUGGAGAGAAGGGCAACACAGGAAAGAUCAAACUUAAACAAACAAAGGAAACUAAGGAUGGGAAGAAGAUGAAGUUCCAGAAAGGACAGAUUGAUGUCUUCAAGGUAGAAUCCUUUUAUGUAGGAAAGUUGGAGUGUAUAACCAUUGGUCACGACAGGAGAGAAUUAGGUUGCGGUUGGUUCUUGGAUAAGUUAAUGAUCAGGGAGUAUGGUGAUGAUAUCAGCUAUGAGUUCGUAGUGGAGAGAUGGCUCUCAGCUCAAGAUGAAGAUGGAAGGACAGUCAGAACACUACCGGUCACCAACAUCAUCAUGGAUGUGUCAUCCAGUGGAUCAGACAGUGAAGGCACAGACUAUGUAGAACGUAGCGCCGACAGCAGCGUCUACACUGACACUGAUCCUCAUUUAAGCCAGAUUACGGAGACAGACAGUCAUUUCAUCAGUGAUGGUGGUUCUUCAAGAUCAGGCCGCAGGAGGCGGCACCGUAGGAGACGUGUCGUGUCAACCACAACUGCCACUGAAACGGACAGUGACUCUGAUGUCAGUGACACAGAGAGAAGUCAUGGUGAUCGCACGACAGAUCACACAUACAGCAGUGGGAGUGGUAGUAGCAGUGAUGACAGUGGAAGCAGUAGCGGUAGCGAAACGGAGGGUGGGGAUCAGAGCAGCAGGGGACGGGGAGGUAAAGGUGAUGGGGAUAGUGACCAUGGAGGUAGAGGAGGUCAAAGGGGGUACUUCAGGGGUGGGGAAGUGGAAGAGCCGCAACACUCAGAGCCAUUACCGACAGAUGUGAGAGAUGCAUCAGUGUUGAUACCCAAGCAAUCAACACCAAUCAACUCGAGGCAUCCAUCGCCUCAUCCUCCAUCAUCCAGCGAUGAGAAGAAGGGACCUGAUGUCUACAUGAGUGGAUACCUGGCUGGCAUCAAGGCAAAGGAAGAGGCAGACAGGAAAAAGAAAGAGCAAGAAGAAGAGGAAGAAGAAAGGAAAAGGCAAGAAGAGGAGAGGUUAUUGUCUGGUCCAUCUAUCCAUGAAUGCUGUAAGAAAGGAGACCUGGAUCGAGUGAAGGCUCUCAUCAAACUCAAACCUGAACUCAAAGAUACUCCCGACGAAAGGGGAUGGACACCGCUUCAUUGUUCAACAAGCUCUGGUAAUGUUGACAUCGUCAAGUGGCUCAUUGUCAGUGAUGUCAACGUCAACAUGCUCACCCCUACAGGCUACAAUGGAAUGCACCAGGCUGCUAUGAAUGGCCAUGUAAACAUCAUGAUGGUACUGGCCGCUAUGGGGGUGGAAAUCAACUGUAAGACAGUGGAUCAGCAGACGCCCCUCCACCUAGCUGCUAUGAGUGGUCACAUAGAUUCCUGUCGGUGGUUGGUAGCAAAUAAAGCCUGUGAGGACUGUGAAGAUAUCAUGGGUAGGUCUGCACUAGACCUGGCCUCAGACUACCAACACUCUGAUGUUGAGAAGUUCCUUACAUCUUGUAGGAAAGAGCUCAAGCAAGAAGACAGUUCACUCUCUCAACUCAGAAGCCAGUCACCGACUAGAUCUCCAAGUCAAGCUGUGACUAAUGAAACUCUAUCAGAAGAGGAUGCUGGUGCUGCAGGUGGAUCAGAUAGCAAUAGACCAGUCACCCCAAAACAAUCAGAAAAGAAUACUCUCAUGGCGAGGCAGAAAUCUUUCCACGAGCAGCAGAACAAGAUGUCGACAUCGGGAAUGAGUUUUCUUGACAGCAUCCGAGCAGAAUAUGAAGAUAAAAAUCAAGAACAGGCUGCUUUCUAAGCAAAAUCAUUACUUUAUGGUAAACUCACGAAUCGGAAGCAAAAGCCAGGCUGCCUUAAGCUAUGGUUUAUAGAUGCAUGCAAAAGGGACUUCAAAGGCUUGUGGACAGACCCAAGCUUUCUGGAGACUCUAGCAGAUGAUAGGGAAGCAUGGAGAAAAGAUCAACAAGGCAUUACCAUUGUGUAGAGGAGAGUAGAAAGAACAGACCUAUAAGAUGUAUUACUAAUAUUAUUACCAGAAAGAAUAUGAAUUCCUUUAGUUGAUUCAGGAGAAAUUCUCAAAUGAAUGUAGAUUAGAAUGAUGUAGGUCAAAGUUUGAAUUAUUCACAUCCAUGUACCUACAAUGAGCAGUAAUAUAUGUACUUUCAUAUGAUAUUUCAUGGUAUUGAAAUAAUCCAACAAAAUAGAAAGGAAGAGAAAAUACUUCAAUGUCAUAUAUUUUUGACAUAGAAAAUAAAGAUAUAUUUG
Molecule: messenger RNA, 4038 nt
Organism: Lytechinus pictus (painted urchin)
Lineage: Eukaryota; Metazoa; Echinodermata; Echinoidea; Temnopleuroida; Toxopneustidae
Exons: 17
Coding region: 206-3571 (1121 amino acids)
Molecular function (GO): protein binding
Source: RefSeq, a predicted model, not a curated record